AUGCUUCUCAAAAAGAAAGCUUUAGAGAUCCUGCCUGAAGAAAAAAGUACAUGGCAUGAUGAAAAAUUUCAAGCACUAUCUCCUAAAAUAACCAUCUACUUCAAUCGUAAUAGAGAUUCUUAUCUAAAUAUCAAGUUUAUCAAGCCCACAAAUUCCUUUACACCUCCUUUAAACCUUACUAAAGAAAACGAGGAUAUUCAUGUACCCCCGAAUGGUAUGAAGUUCAAUUUAUGGCCUAGUGUAAUUUAUCUAGUUGAUCCUUGUGUAGACAUUGAAGAGAGGGCGAGUACCAAUGAAGCUUAUGCAGAUGCUUUAUGGUUCCUAAGGCAAUAUGUGCUCGACAUAGUUAUUGAUUUUGGUUUUGACUGGGAAAUUAGAUACCUAGGAGAAAAUGAAGUUGAGGAACCAGAUUUGGAACUAAAUGUGGAAAAGGAGUCACUUGGUAACAUACUAAAGAGACCACAUAGAGGACUUGUAUUCUCUUCUAAAGGUCAACUGAGAUUUAUGAUAAUCUCUCAAAAACAUCUAUUCUCUUCUGAAUUCAUUCAAGGCAUCAUUGGUUUGUUGAAGAGAACAAGAGAUCAAGAUAAUUCGUUGAGAGUGAAGAUCAUUCAAGUACUUACUUGGUUUUUAAGUUUUCAACAGUGGUUAAUAUACUUGAGAAACAAAGUUUAG
Lactuca saligna is the source of this 675-nucleotide messenger RNA. The record is from the annotation of a GenBank genome assembly. NCBI's taxonomy places the organism in Eukaryota, Viridiplantae, Streptophyta, Magnoliopsida, Asterales, Asteraceae.